AUCAUUAAAAAUCAUUCCCAAAAUCUUUAUAGAUUUGAUCGUAUUCAUUCAGUCCUUUUUAUAAAAAAUUCCACUUUAAUUGGUGCUUUUUCUCCUUCUCAAUCAAAAUUUUACGCUCAAUCUCAUAAUUUUAACAUAUUAAAAGAUUCUACGGAACAUGAUACUACUCUUCCUUCAUUUAUGGUCGGAUAUAAAAAUGGAUUUUUACCAAGACAGGAUCCACUUGCAAAAUUACCGGAUCGAUUUUAUGCUCUUGAACAUUUAUUACAAAAUAUGCCAAUUCAUUUACCAAAUGGUGGGGAAGGUUUGUUGGCAAAAGGUCAAUUGGGUAACGCUGUAAAAGAUUUACCGCAAUUUGAUGUUUCAGAUAUUACCGAUCAAAGGUUACUUUCCGCAUUGUUUAGAGAUUAUACAUUUUUGGCAUCAUCAUACCUACUUGAACCAUGCGAUAUCAUGUAUAGAGAAAGAAAAAGUUAUGGCAUCGGACGCGAAAUUUUACCAAAAAAUAUUGCUAUUCCUUUAAGUAUCAUCGCAAAUAAAUUAAACGCUUUCCCAUUUAUGGAAUACGCUCUCUCUUACAGUUUGUAUAAUUAUCAACGGACUGAUUCUACGAAACCUGUCGUUUAUUCUAAUUUAAAAUUGAUUCGUGCGUUUGCUGGAACACCUUCGGAACAUGGGUUUAUAUUAGUUCAUGUUGCUAUGGUGGCACAUUCAGGAAAUUUAGUUAAAUAUACAAUGGAAACUAUUGAAGCAACACAAGAAAAAGAUCGAGCUAAAUUUAAUAAUGCAUUGAAAAAUUUAAGUGAUACUAUGAAUUUAAUUAACCAAGAAAUGGAAACCAUGUGGGAACGUUCUAAUUCUGAUGAUUAUUUAAAAUUCCGUACAUUCAUUAUGGGUUCCAAAAAUCAACCAAUGUUCCCGAACGGUGUUAUUUAUGAGGGUGUAAGCGAAAAACCAUUAUUCUAUAGAGGGGAAUCUGGAGCAAAUGAUUCAAUGAUUCCUUGUAUGGAUAAUCUUUUACAAAUAACUUCAAAAUUACCAAAAAAUCCUUUAACGGAAGUAUUAAAAGAUUUUAGAAAAUAUCGCCCUACGAAUCAUAAAGAAUUCUUAGAUUUCGUACAAAGAAGUGCCGAAGAAGUUAAUGUUAGAGGUUAUGCCAUUCAAGAUGCAAACAGUACCGCAUUGUAUCUGGCAAAUAUGGAUCAAAUUCGAGCAUUCCGUCAUAGACAUUGGAACUUUACAAAAGAAUAUAUCAUUAAAAAUACGGCACAUCCAGUAGCAACAGGUGGUUCGCCUAUAGUAACUUGGUUACCAAAUCAACUUGGUACUAUAUUAGAUCAAAUGAAUAAAAUAGGUCAGACGAUUGAUUAUAAUAAAUUAACACCAGAAAAUAAAAUUAUUAUAGAUGAAAUCGUUAAUAAAGUUAAUGCCCAAGAAAGAGUUUUAAAGCGUGAAGUCAAAUUUUUGAAACAACAAUUUGGUUCUAGUCAAGAUAGAGUUGUUAUUUAAUGUAUCCUUUUAAAUUUAAAAAAAAUGGUACAUUUAUUAACACAUUAAAAUUAUUUAAUAAAAUU
Molecule: messenger RNA, 1574 nt
Organism: Rhizophagus irregularis DAOM 181602=DAOM 197198
Lineage: Eukaryota; Fungi; Glomeromycota; Glomeromycetes; Glomerales; Glomeraceae
Molecular function (GO): metal ion binding; heme binding
Source: RefSeq, a predicted model, not a curated record